Coregonus clupeaformis (lake whitefish) is the source of this 2115-nucleotide messenger RNA. RefSeq names its product peroxisomal succinyl-coenzyme A thioesterase-like. Gene Ontology annotation, biological process: acyl-CoA metabolic process; fatty acid metabolic process. The record is from RefSeq and is a predicted model, not a curated record. Lineage: Eukaryota; Metazoa; Chordata; Actinopteri; Salmoniformes; Salmonidae. Bases 391 to 1689 code for a protein of 432 amino acids. The transcript is spliced from 10 exons. Gene Ontology annotation, molecular function: fatty acyl-CoA hydrolase activity.
CCGUUUUAGUGUUGCUGACGACACGCUGAUUAAGCGGACCCUCUAACCAAACAAUGUAUAAGCCCCUUAAUUGUUGUGGAUUUCAUCGACCUUUGGACCGCUGCAUCGUAGCCUACCGUCUAUGUCGCUGUUAUUAACCGGUUAAGUAACUGACCUUUGAGAAAAAUCUUGCCGCCUUUAUGAAGGUGAAUAAUGCAUAGGCCUACAGUUCAUCGCUAUGGGUUUCUAGUUGCUCUAACUUUGUGAGCAGUGCUGCACGGACUUUGUACUUUCCUGCACGAGUAAACGUGUCUGCUCGCACAUGAAUCAAGUAGCCACACGAAGCGGUAACCAAUGUCAAAAUGUCUCUGACAGCUGUCAUUAUCGAAUAACUCAGUGUCUUCGUUCACCAUGGUUGGGACUUUCCCGCUUCUAGCAGUGCAGCCCACGCGGGGGCUCGUGGAUGAGGUGAUCCAGGUGGUUGUGAGGAAUUUACAUCCGGCGCUCUCGGUGACACUACGUUCCCUUCAUCGCUCCGAGGAUAAGGACUUUUGGGAGGCGUUCGGCCAUUACAUCAGCGACGACCAAGGCACGGUGACGGUUGCUAAGGAUGCCAGUCUUGGAGGAACAUAUGAAGGCACAGAGCCCAUGGGUCUACUGUGGAGCAUGCAGCCUGUGCCAGGCAGUCGGACAGGCCUCAGGUUGAGAAAGAUGGAUGUCCUCACUCCUAUGGUGGUGCACAUCUCUGUGUACAGUGGGCACAUGACAGAGGGCUUCAGCAAGCAGUCUCCCCUAGUGACCGUUGUCACAGAACGAUGGUACAUGGCACCAGGUGUGUGCAGAAUUGACAUCAGGGAACACGGGGUCCGAGGGACCCUCUUUUUACCCCCAGGUCCUGGACCCUUCCCUGGGGUGUUGGAUAUGUGGGGAGGGGGUGGGGGGCUGGUGGAGUACCGCUCCGGCCUCCUGGCGUCACAUGGUUUUGUUUCCAUGGCGCUAGAGUACCUUUUCCAUGACAAGCACAGAACUUCAGACAUCGACUCAAAAACCUACUUUGAGAAAGCGUUCAGGAUUGUGCAGGAGCACCCCCUAGUGUUGAAGGACAGAGUUGCUCUGUUUGGUCUCUGCUUAGGCACAUCAGUCACCCUCAACAUGGCAGCCUACUCCAAAGCCAUCAGCCCCAGAUGCUGUGUGUGUGUCAGUGGGAGUCACGUCCAACAGGUCAACAAGUCCAUCCACGAAGUGUUUACGAAGAUGAAUGAGGACAGAUCUAAGACCCGAUUUGAUGAAGAGGGCUGUGUGAUCUCGAGAGACAUCAUUCUGCCUAUCCCAACCGACCCUGGAGAGAAAGUGGAUAUGGGGAGGAUAAAGUGUCCAUUGAUGUUGGUCGUCGGGGAGGAUGAUCAGAACUGGGCGACAGUAGAAUCUGCCAAGGACCUGUCCCAGAUGAUGCGUGCAGCGGGUAACGAGCACCUACUGACCAUUCUACAAUACCCUGAUGCUGGACACCUCAUUGAGCCGCCCUACACACCCCACUUGAGAGCCAGCAACUUCAUAGUGCCUCAAAUACAACAGAAAGUGAUCAUGUUAUGGGGAGGGUACCCAAAGCCGCACGCCGAUGCUCAAGAAGACUCCUGGGAAAAGAGCCUUGGCUUUCUACGGCAACACCUGUACCCCAAUCAUGACUCUGUCGCUAAGGCCAAGCUGUGAUGUCACACCCGAGGAGCCUCCAGGACCUAGUAUAAUUGACUAAGCUAUAACUUUAUAUACUAUUUUAUAUGUUCAUUUAUUUAAUUUGUGACAAGACUGAAUGCUUGAAUGAGAAAGUCGUCAGACCAGUGGACACAGCUGUAGAAUAUAAAUUGAGGGCUGAUGACCUGUAAGUCGCUUUGGAUAAAAGCGUCUGCUAAAUGGCAUAUUAUUAUUAUUAUUAUAUUAUGAUGUGUCCACAGUAGUGAGUCUCUCAUUCACUGUACUGUAUGAGUUUCAACCUGCCAAUAGUAUUAACACCUGUGCCUCUAACCUAACUGCCAUAGUACACAGAUGACUGAUUCUAUUUUUUGAUUCAUGAGGAAAUAAUAGGAAAUGUAUUGUCGAUGAUGUUUAUAAUAAAUCAGAGGAAGAAUAUUAACAAUA